Symbiodinium sp. CCMP2456 is the source of this 630-nucleotide messenger RNA. The record is from the annotation of a GenBank genome assembly. Lineage: Eukaryota; Dinophyceae; Suessiales; Symbiodiniaceae.
AUGUUCCUGGAUUCCGAGUCCUCCAUGGCCGCAGCAGGCAAGCAAGAAGAAGCGGUGGAGUGGCAGAAGUCAGUCGAUGAGCAGCUUGCGGAGAACCGGAAACGCUUCCCGCUGAGCAAGCUGAAGGAGUGCGACUCCCUCUUCAUCGGCCACAGCAACUUCCAUGUGGAGAAUCCCUUUCAAUUGUGGCAGGAUGCAUCUCUCGCCUUGAGGGAGUCCUUCCCAGAAAGGUGCCAGCGGCCUUUGUACAACGACAUCGGCAACUUCCAUCCGGAGGAUCUGGCAGAGAAUCUGGUGGAACUGGACGAGGCCCAGCUGGCAGAGCGCGUGCCACUGAAGCACUUCGACCUGGUGGCAGCCGUGCACAUCCUUCCAGAUGCUGACGGCUUGCGGAGGCUGCGACAGCUGCUGAAGCCCGGGGGUGCGUUGAUCUGGAACACCUGGUGGAGAAGAGAAGGCGAGCAUCCCGGUGGCCGGGCGCCGGAUUUGGCCGAGCUCGGCUUCGAGAAGCUGAGGGACAAAGCACUCCCUCUGAGUUUCGUCACCUCGCCCUUCCGGCAGUCAGGCUACAAGUACCGCUACUGCUACGCUCGACGAGCCGGCAAGAAGAAGCGCAAAGGGUUCCGCUGA